Molecule: messenger RNA, 693 nt
Organism: Apis dorsata (giant honeybee)
Lineage: Eukaryota; Metazoa; Arthropoda; Insecta; Hymenoptera; Apidae
Product: 60S ribosome subunit biogenesis protein NIP7 homolog
Exons: 4
Coding region: 36-578 (180 amino acids)
Biological process (GO): ribosomal large subunit biogenesis; ribosome assembly
Cellular component (GO): preribosome, large subunit precursor; nucleolus; nucleus
Molecular function (GO): RNA binding
Source: RefSeq, a predicted model, not a curated record
UGCGUAUAAAAGCUUGUACAUAUAUUUUAUAAAAAAUGAAACGCUUAACUGAAGAAAAAACAAAACUUGUUCUAGAAAAAUUAACAAAAUAUAUUGGAAGUAAUGUAAAAUUAUUACUUGAUCGACCAGAUGGUGUUUAUUGUUUUCGAGAAAAGAAAGGCAGAGUAUAUUAUAUUUCUGAAAAGAUUUUAUCAUUAGCAAAUAUGGUAAAUCCAGAACGAUUAGCAAGUGUUGGCACAUGUUUUGGAAAAUUUACAAAAUCUGAAAAAUUUAGAUUACAUAUUACUGCAUUAUAUCAUCUGGCUCCUUAUGCACAAUAUAAAAUUUGGUUGAAACCAUCAGCUGAACAACAAUUUUUAUAUGGACAUCAUAUUUCUAAAUCUGGUUUAAAUCGAAUUACUGAAAAUACACCUCAGUAUCAAGGAGUUGUUAUUUUUUCCACAAAUGAUAUACCAUUAGGUUUUGGUGUCACAGCUAAAAGUACAAUAGAUUGCAAAUAUGCAGAUCCAAUGGCAACAAUAUGUUUUCAUCAAGCUGAUAUAGGAGAAUAUAUUCGAUCAGAAGAAUCUUUAAUGUAAAAAUCUUAUAAAAAUAUUUAUCAUAUUUAUUUUCUAAUAUUAAUAUGUUAAUAUUAAUAUUUUCUAAAUAAAUAUAUUUAAAAGUUAUAGACAAUAUAUUUUUAUUAAAAAAAUA